AUGUCGAGAUCGGUCAAUGAGCGGAAGGUAUAUACCGUCACAUUGGUUAUAUUCCUGUUCACUGUACUGCCGAUGGUUUGGAUAUUCUUGGAGGAGUACAACAGAAUGGUGAUGGGCGUUGCGUUUGUGGCGCUUGUGGCAUGUGCUUGGUUUCUGUACCAGAACGGUACACCCAGUCUGACUCCGGAUGAAUGGACGCCGCUCGAGUUUGAGAAGAAGAAGAAGAUCUCGCAAAACACUUGCAUGUACAAGUUCAAGCUCAGAAAUCCGAGGGAAAAGCUGAAUGUCCCCGUUGGGUACCAUGUGUCGGUGAAAUGUAUAAUAAACGGAAAAGAGGAGAUUAGGCAUUACUCGCCUGUCUCGCACGAUGCAAAAGGGUACAUUGAGCUCAUCGUGAAGACAUACCAUACAGGGCACGUCUCAGAGUAUUUUUCCGAGUUGAAAGCUGGUGAUAAAGUACUUUUCCGUGGGCCGACUGGUGAAUACCAAUACCGCGAGCAAGAAAAGGAAAUGACGCAACUUGGACUCGUCGCUGGUGGUUCUGGGAUAACCCCGAUGUUGCAGGUGCUCAACGAAAUUGUUUCCAAACCACUAGAGUUGAGUCGGGUGAGUUUACUCUACGCAAACGAGACAGAGGAUGAUAUUUUGAUGAAGAGCGAGCUCGAUCAGAUGGUUGCAAAAUACCCGCAUUUUGAGGUGCAUUACGUCUUGCAUCACGCCCCAAAAGACUGGGAGGGCAGCACUGGUCUCAUUACAAAGAACCAAAUGGAAAAAUUUCUUCCUUCCUUUGCAGAAGAUCACCGUUUGUUGAUUUGUGGGCCACAGAACAUGACAGAAAUUGUUCUCGGUUUUGCUCGCGAACUCGGGUGGAGCAGCGGUAUUCAGAAAUCUAAAGGUGACAGUAAAGUAUUCGUAUUUUGA
This is a messenger RNA of Huiozyma naganishii CBS 8797, 921 nucleotides long. RefSeq names its product cytochrome-b5 reductase (gene AIM33). The transcript has a single exon. The record is from RefSeq and is a predicted model, not a curated record. NCBI's taxonomy places the organism in Eukaryota, Fungi, Ascomycota, Saccharomycetes, Saccharomycetales, Saccharomycetaceae. The coding region runs from base 1 to 921 and encodes 306 amino acids. Gene Ontology annotation, molecular function: oxidoreductase activity. Gene Ontology annotation, cellular component: plasma membrane; endoplasmic reticulum.